AUGCAAACUCAUUCGUCUCACGCUUUUCAACAAGUUGGUUCGAGGUCGGCAGCGCAUGUUGCCGCGUUCUCCUGCCUUUCUAUGAUCAUCGUUGCGAUGCUUGUCCUCCACGACCAUGGCUCUGAGAACCUCCAAGUGGAGCUACAGUCAAGCAGCGUCGGGUCGGAUUCGUCCAUGCAAGACAUGCAGAAGGAGGCCGAGCGGCAGCUCGUGGACGCGGCGAAGCGAAAGAUGCAUGCGCUCUCGCACAAGGUGAAUGCCGUGAAGCUGUCGAGCUCGGCGCGGGAGGAUCAGACGAAGGCGGAGCUGCUGAAGAAGAAGGCGAUCUUGGGGAGGCGGCAGGAGGAUCUCGACAAGGCAGACAAGGCAGUGCAGGACGCUCAGAAGGAGCUGAAACAUAUCAAGGAGGAGGAGAAGACUUCGAGCUCCACCAGCGACAACGACAGCGCCAAGGCCGACAAGGCGAAGGAAGACAUCAUGAACCUGGAGAGCGAAGCAGGAACCUUCAACGAGAAGGCGCAGGAGGAGGAGCAGAAGAUCGUGCUAGUGAAGGCAGCAGCGGCGAAAGAGGCAGCGAAGAUACCAGAGCUCUUCAAGUCUGCGCGAAAUGCUGAAGAUGAAGCUGACAAGCUGAAGCUGGUUGCGAGAAACAAGAUGCAGGACUCGAAGAGAAAGUCGGAGGAAGCUUUCCGACUGGACAAAGUUGCGGAGGAGAAGGAGAGAGAAGCUCAUAUGAUCCGGAAGAAGUUGAUCUCGAUCCUUGAAGAGAAGACAAAGAUGUUAUACACCAAAGAGCAGGAUGCUUCCAGGCAGAAGCUCUUCCUGAAGGUGUACGCGAAGAAGGCAGCCAAAGAGGCGGCCAAGGAGGCACAAAAGCUGGCGGCGCUGGCAGCUGCCAAGGCUCGAUUGGCCAAGAAGGCGGAGGAUCAGCUCAAUCGUGACAUCGGAGAGGAGAGGGAGGCUGAGGCGACGGUCAACGACGGGAUCAACAACGUGAAGAUGAAGGAGAACGCGGUCAGAGAUGCAAAGAGGGCGUUUGAAGAUCUGAAACGCAAGGCUGGAGGGGGAAGAGAAGAGGAGGAAAACGACGAAGCUCCUGAAGUGGACGAGAAGGUGGUGGAGGAGACGGGGGGCAAGGGGAACGACUGA
Messenger RNA from Guillardia theta CCMP2712, 1149 nucleotides. RefSeq lists its product as hypothetical. The record is from RefSeq and is a predicted model, not a curated record. Bases 1 to 1149 code for a protein of 382 amino acids. NCBI's taxonomy places the organism in Eukaryota, Cryptophyceae, Pyrenomonadales, Geminigeraceae. The transcript is spliced from 11 exons.